Molecule: messenger RNA, 804 nt
Organism: Anopheles funestus (African malaria mosquito)
Lineage: Eukaryota; Metazoa; Arthropoda; Insecta; Diptera; Culicidae
Product: cuticle protein-like
Exons: 2
Coding region: 108-494 (128 amino acids)
Source: RefSeq, a predicted model, not a curated record
CGUGAGCGGUUCGGAAAAGCAUAGUCAGAAUCUAGCCGAUCAACAGCACAGACCUUCUUCGACCCUUUUUAGCAUCUCACAACAAUCUACAAACCAUACACAUCAAAAUGCUGAAGUUGGUGGUGCUGUCCGCUGUCCUGGCCGUCGUUGCCGCUCGUCCCGGUGCCCUCACGUACUCCGCCCCGUUUGCGUACGCUCCGGCUACCUACAUCGCUAAGCCAGAGAUCUACUACCAGAAGAGCAUCAUCGAGGAACCGACCGUGGCGCACGUUGGCAGCCUGGUUAAGACCAUCCCGACCGCUGUGUCGCACCAGAGCUCCACCGUUGUGCACAACUCCGCCAAAAUCACCGAACCGAUCUAUGCACCGGCGGUAAAGCAGACACUUGUGUCGACUCCGAUCGCCAAGACGACCUACAUUGCUGCACCGGCGGCCUAUGCUUAUGCUGCCCCCGCGUUGGCCUAUCACGAUGCUUACGCUUACCAUCAUCUGUAAUCCUGCUGGGCCAGUCACGAAGGAAGCAAUGAAGGAGCGUCGAAAAAGGAUUUCGUGAACAAGGAGGUCAAUAGUGCGUGCGCCAACCGUUUGCGCGAGUGAUACACCAGUGAGAUUCCUACCGGAAAAGGGCAUGGGGAGGAAGCGGCAAAGGACAUUUCGUUAUUUUUUCGUUUCACUGUGGGUGAGAGGAGACUCGUGGGGAAUAGUUUUUCAUUGUUCAUUUCGAUUGUUGGUGAAAGAUUGAAAGACACACAAAAGCCCCUCCGACGCUUGCUGUGAAAUAAAACAAAUGUCUCACAAAAUGUAA